Rhizophagus irregularis DAOM 181602=DAOM 197198 is the source of this 439-nucleotide messenger RNA. NCBI's taxonomy places the organism in Eukaryota, Fungi, Glomeromycota, Glomeromycetes, Glomerales, Glomeraceae. The record is from RefSeq and is a predicted model, not a curated record.
CACCAAAUAAGAUAAGAUUUUAUUGCUUGGCAGCAGCGUAUAAAAUCUACUGGAAUAUGUUCAGUGAACCGGAUUUUUUCGUGUUAUUUUCUUACCGCGCCUAACGAAUGAUAAACAUGGAAGACUGGCUCUUCUAACGGGGCAAAUUCAGAAGGAUGACGAUAGGAAUAUGCAACAUUCCUUAUCUUCCAGUGACCGAGAUUUUUUACACGCUUUCGUUAUUAAUUCGUUUAUUAUUUUUUUACGUUACGUUAUCGUACUUUUUUACCACUCGUAUUUACUUAUCGAAAAAUUACCACGACUAAAUAAUAUCUCGUUUUCUCUUUUAUAUAAAUUCUUGUUCUCUUUAAUUGUGCUGUGUGUAAUAUUUUGCCAUAUUUAGCGAUUUUUUUGCCAAAUUAAAUAAAACGAAUUUUUGCCGUUAUUGUCGUAAUUGAUG